This is a messenger RNA of Lynx canadensis (Canada lynx), 3296 nucleotides long. RefSeq names its product zinc finger protein 333 (gene ZNF333). Lineage: Eukaryota; Metazoa; Chordata; Mammalia; Carnivora; Felidae. Gene Ontology annotation, biological process: regulation of transcription by RNA polymerase II. The transcript is spliced from 8 exons. The record is from RefSeq and is a predicted model, not a curated record. Bases 1706 to 3208 code for a protein of 500 amino acids. Gene Ontology annotation, molecular function: RNA polymerase II cis-regulatory region sequence-specific DNA binding; DNA-binding transcription factor activity.
AGACUGGGACUCUCGACUCAAAUCCCAAGCGUCUCCUCCCGUGCAGGAUAUUUUGGAGGGAAAUUCAUCCCCGGGUUUGCACAUGGUUCCCCUGAGUCAACAUAUCCGUUAGCGGGAGUCAGACAUCGGUCGUGUGCGGUGCGGUUUGCUCCUCAACAGUCACGGGAAACUCCUGCCUGCUGGAGAAGCCCCAAGGAAGUUGGGAACGGGAGAGAGCCCGCACUGCCCUGGAGCCUGCAGCCCUCCUGAGCGAGGCGCACGUCUGAGCACGCUACAAAUGUGCCUCGGCGGGGAGGGGAGCAGCCCUGGGCGCUUCACGGGUGUCAGCAAGGUUGCCCUCAUCGCUCACCCGCUGCCAGGAGCAGACUGUGCCCGGAGAGUGGAUUCGGCCACAGCCCGAACGCCUUCAGGAGGAACUCUAACCUGGACCUGACUGAGACAGCCCUGGGGGACAGCCACCCUGACUUAUGCAAAGGAUGUGAGAGCGCUCUCGUGGAUCGCUCCCCACUUAGGGGACAUGUCGAGAUCCCACGCUGGAAAUCAGCCCUUGUCAGGGUGUGGAAAAGCCUUCAGAGCUGGCUGGCGCGUCCCAGUGCACCAGGGUACACACAUCGGGCCCCCUGGCCCCCCAUUUUGGCCCUGACUUCCUGCCUCCCCAAACUAUAGGAAUUUCCAAGGUUUGAGUCCCCAGACUUUUGGGGAUUUCAAAGGUUAGGGUUCAGGUUUGGAUAGAGGGACAUACAGAGCCCAGUCUCCCCACCCCUACCCCCAUCCCCACCUCCACCCCCACCCCCACCCAAGUCUGGGCCAGUUUGUGCCAGAGUCAGUGAGAUCUCUGGGCUCCCUCAGUCUGAGCCCCUCCACCUCUGUCAUGGCUGGUGUCAGUCUCACAGCGUCAGAGACGCUGGCUCAGUGGAGGGGGUGGUGUGGCCUGGAUGGUAGAAACCUGCUUCAUUCCUUUGCUCUGAGAGUGCAGAGCCUCAACCCUGCACAGCCUGGUGUGGGCUGCAGGGCAGCGGAAACCCUCAGCCCUGCACGGCUCGCAUCAGACCCCAGAGCAGCUGAGACCACCCCCCCUUCCCUGCCCAGGUCCUCCUCACUGUUGGUUCACGUUUUUGUUUAGGUGGAGAAUGUCCUCCAGUAGCUGCUUGGGAAAGGGCAUGUUGCUUUUGAGGCCCUGAAAAUAUGUGAAAAUAUCUUACUGGAGCUGCCGGCUUGCAGGGGCCUCAUCUGGCAGGAUCAUUGUGGUAACCCCAUGCAGAACAUUCUGUGCAUCGUUACAGAGCCCUGGACUACUGCUUGUGCAGUGAAGGAAUGAACACGGGUACCCCAGGCCUUCACCCCCCACCAUGAGCAGAUGGACCCUGUGAGGGAGGGAGCGAGGAUGGCCCACAUCUGUCCUCUCCAGUUUCUGUGGGCUCUUUCCUCUUAGUACGGGGUUCCAGCACCUUCCGCAGAGCUCCACCUUCAGCUCAGAAGCGAGCACCGAGUGUGGGAGAGGAGGGGCUUCUGCUGCAUUGAGCCCCAGGAAGCAGGCGGUCGCAGAACGUUCUGAGCGGGCAGAGGAGGGCCACUCGGACACGCACGUGCAGAAGUUGAGUGGUUCGUCAUGAAGACACGUAGCCCGUAAGUGGGGCGGAAGGCGGCCGCGCAGAUUCAGAGGGUGGCUGUGCCGGUGCCUGCACUGAGUCUCCCUGAGCUGAGGAUGGCUGGGGAUUCUGCUCUGCUUGCCCAGGACCCCGCCUGGCUCCGGAAGGAGAACACAGAGGGGGAGUCUGUGGCUCCUGGGAUGCUGCUCAGCUGUCCGCAGGAACCAGUCACCUUCGAGGAUGUGGCUGUGUUGUUCACUCCGGAAGAAUGGAUGUUUCUAGACUCUGCCCAGAGAAGCCUGUACAGAGAUGUGAUGCUGGAGAACUAUAGAAACCUGGCCUCUGUGGCAGGAGACCAGCUCGGCAAAUUCAGUUCGUUUUCCCAUUUGGAGCAAGGAGAAGAGUGGUGGCCGACGGAGAGAAGAGUCUUCCCGGGAAGCUGUCCAGAACCUUCGCUUCCACCCCAAGGUUCAAUUCCUAACCAAGAUAUUUUUGCAGAGAUUUCUGUUGGCAUGGAAAGGGGGCGGCCUCAGACGGGAGAAAACCUCUAUGAACGUAGUGAACUCGGAAAACCCUUGCCCGGCGUCCGACCGCUUUUUCAGUACCAGAGCAUUCGUGCUGGAGGCGACCCCUGCGAAUGCCCACAGAGCGGAAGAUCCUUCUUCCAGCCCGCUCGGCUCCUCGCGCCUGAGAAGAUCCGCCGUGGGGACAGAACCUUCGCGUGUCGCCAGUGUGAGAAGUCCUUCAGAUACAGCUCCGACCUGAUCAGGCACGAGAAGACCCACACCGCGGAGAAGUGCUUUGAGUGUCAGGAGUGUCGGCAGACCUUCAAGUACUCCUCGAAUCUGCGGCGUCACCUGAGGACUCACACCGGAGAGAAGCCCUUCGAAUGUGCCCAGUGUGGGAAAACCUUCACCAGGAACUUCAACCUGAUUUUGCACCAGAGAAACCACACGGGCGAGAAGCCCUACGCAUGUAAGGACUGUGGGAAGGCCUUCAACCAGCCGUCCUCCCUGCGGAGCCACGUGAGGACUCACACCGGCGAGAAGCCCUUCGGGUGCAGUCAGUGUGGGAAAGCCUUCAGGGAGCACUCGUCGCUGAAGACGCACCUGCGAACGCACACCCGGGAGAAGCCGUACGAAUGCAGCCAGUGCGGGAAGCCCUUCCGGACGAGCACGCACCUGAACGUGCACAAGAGGAUACACACCGGGGAGAAGCUGUACGAGUGCGCCACGUGCGGCCAGGUGCUGAGUCGCCUCUCGACCCUCAAGAGUCACAUGCGAACCCACACCGGAGAGAAGCCCUACGUGUGCCAGGAGUGCGGGCGCGCCUUCAGUGAACCUUCGUCCCUCCGGAAACACGCGAGGACCCACACGGGCAAGAAGCCCUACGCGUGUCAGGAGUGCGGGCGCGCCUUUGGUCAGUCUUCACACCUUAUCGUGCACGUGAGGACCCACACCGCAGGGAGGCCCUACGCGUGCAGUCAGUGUGAGAAGGCCUUCAGGCACAGCUCUUCGCUCGCCGUGCAUAAAAGGGUUCAUGCCGGGAGAGAAAGCGCUACGAGCGGUGGCCUGCCUCUAUCAGUGUCCCAGCCGUAUGUCGGGCCCCUUGCUGAUUAAUGUUCGACUUUUAUUUUUUUAAUUUAAUUUUUUAAUUAUCUGAGAGAGAGAGAGAGAGAGAGAGAGAGAGAGAGAAUGCACGUGCAUG